This is a messenger RNA of Pediculus humanus corporis (human body louse), 2109 nucleotides long. RefSeq lists its product as uncharacterized. Gene Ontology annotation, molecular function: ubiquitin protein ligase binding. Lineage: Eukaryota; Metazoa; Arthropoda; Insecta; Psocodea; Pediculidae. The transcript is spliced from 14 exons. The record is from RefSeq and is a predicted model, not a curated record. The coding region runs from base 1 to 2109 and encodes 702 amino acids. Gene Ontology annotation, cellular component: SCF ubiquitin ligase complex. Gene Ontology annotation, biological process: protein ubiquitination; SCF-dependent proteasomal ubiquitin-dependent protein catabolic process.
AUGUCAAAAUCUAGAUACAUUGAACUUUACACACAUGUUUAUAAUUAUUGCACGAGCGUUCAUCAGCAUCAUCGUGCUGCAGCAUGCAGAACGAAAAAAAUAUUAUAUUCCGGAGGAGCACAACUCGUCGGAUUAGAAUUAUAUAAACGUCUUAGAGAAUAUUUAAAAACAUAUUUAAUAGAACUUUUAAAUGCUGGCAUUAAGUUAAUGGAUGAAGAUGUAUUAACGUUUUACACGAGAGAAUGGGACGAAUAUCAAUUUAGUUCUAGAGUUUUGCACGGGGUUUGCUCUUAUUUAAAUAGACAUUGGGUUCGUAGGGAAUGCGAAGAAGGAAGUAGAGGGAUAUGUGGAAUAUAUCAGGCGGCAUUGAUCACAUGGAGAGAUUAUUUAUUCAAACAUUUAAAUAAACAGGUGACCAAUGCGGUUUUGAAAUUAAUUGAAAAAGAAAGAAAUGGCGAAACUAUAAACACUCGUUUAAUUAGUGGAGUUAUUAAUUGCUACGUUGAAUUGGGAUUAAACGAAGAUGAAUCGAAUCCGAAAGGACGUAGUCUUAGUGUAUAUAAAGAAUCAUUUGAAAAUGCUGAGCAAAGAUUGCAAGAAGAGAAAAAACGUGUUAGAGUUUAUUUACAUAUGACCACAAUGGAGAGACUGUCGAAAACAUGCGAAAGAGUUCUUAUUGAAAAACACAUGGAAAUAUUUCAUUCGGAAUUUCAACAUUUGCUCUAUGCGGAUAAAAAUGAAGAUUUGGGUAGGAUAUUCACUUUGGUUGCGAGGAUACCCGAUAGUUUGGGAGAACUUCGAAGUCUUUUGGAAACACACAUUUACAAUCAGGGACUUUCGGCUAUUGACAAAUGCGGGGACGCCGCUUCAAGCGAUCCGAAAAUGUAUGUAAAUACAAUAUUGGAAGUUCAUAAGAAAUACAAUGCUCUCGUACUCACGGCUUUUAACAACGAUUCAGGUUUUGUCGCCGCUUUGGAUAAAGCUUGCGGACGAUUUAUCAACUCUAAUUCCGUAACUAGGCAGGGUAAUAGCUCUUCAAAAUGUCCAGAACUAUUAGCUAAAUAUUGCGAUUUAUUAUUGAAAAAAUCUAGUAAAAAUCCGGAGGAAGCAGAAUUGGAGGAUACGUUAAAUCAAUUGAUGGUUGUUUUUAAAUACAUUGAAGAUAAAGAUGUAUUUCAAAAAUUUUAUAGCAAAAUGCUAGCAAAGAGACUGGUUCAACACAUGAGCGCUUCGGAUGAUGCAGAAGCGAGUAUGAUCUCGAAAUUGAAACAAGCCUGCGGAUUUGAGUAUACGUCAAAAUUACAAAGAAUGUUUCAGGAUAUAGGGGUUUCAAAAGAUUUGAAUGAACAAUUCAAAAAACAUUUGAUAAAUUCAAAUGAGCCGAUCGAUAUUGAUUUUAGCAUACAGGUUUUGUCUUCUGGUUCGUGGCCGCUUCAACAGUGUUUUAUAUUUUCAUUACCGACGGAGCUUGAACGGAGCAUUCAUAGAUUCACUACUUUUUACGGGAGUCAACACAGUGGAAGAAAAUUAAAUUGGUUAUAUAAUAUGUCAAAGGGUGAAAUCGUUACUAAUUGUUUUAAACACAGGUACACUUUGCAAGCUUCGACGUUUCAAAUGGCUGUUCUUUUGCAAUAUAACAUGUCGGAAAGUUGGACGGUUCAACAAUUACAAGAAUCGACUCAAAUAAAAUUAGAUUUUCUCAUUCAGGUUGUUCAAAUUCUUUUAAAGGCGAAGUUACUUCAAUGCGAAGACGACGAAAAUCAACUUCAUAUGAAUUCCGUUCUUUCGCUCUAUACGGGAUAUAACAAUAAAAAACUUAGAGUUAAUAUAAAUAUACCGAUGAAAACGGAAUUGAAAAUAGAACAGGAAACGACGCAUAAACACAUUGAAGAAGAUAGGAAAUUGUUGAUUCAAGCCGCCAUAGUGAGAAUAAUGAAAAUGCGUAAAGUUUUGAAACAUCAACAAUUGGUGGCGGAAGUUUUGAAUCAAUUGAAUUCAAGAUUUAAACCUCGGGUGAACAUAGUUAAGAAAUGCAUAGAUAUAUUAAUCGAAAAAGAAUAUUUAGAAAGAACUGAAGGUCAAAAAGAUACGUACAGUUAUUUGGCGUGA